This is a messenger RNA of Schistosoma rodhaini, 534 nucleotides long. Lineage: Eukaryota; Metazoa; Platyhelminthes; Trematoda; Strigeidida; Schistosomatidae. The record is from the annotation of a GenBank genome assembly.
AUGGAUCUACAAGUAGAUAACCUCAAGUUUAUCAGCGAAGCUUCCAAGAAUGAUGUCUAUGGGUUGUUCUUUCUUUCAAAAAAUAAAUUAAAAGGUUAUGUAAACAUUUCAUCUUCAGAAAUAUAUCCAUCAGGUUGUACUAUUCUCAUCGAGUCGAUAAAUCAAGAAUUAAGACAAAACGAAAAUAAUCCAAAUUAUUCUACCACUAUAUGCCAUCUAUCCGGUGCCACAUACAACUCCACUAUUUUCCCCUUAAAUGUUACGAUUUUAGAAAACGAUACUGAAACAUUUUCAAAUGUUCAAGGAUGGAAUCAAAUUUUACCAAGUGGGAAGAUUUCAAAAUUUCAUUCUUCCAAUAAUUCUAUUAAUUCAACAUCAUCCACCAAUGUUCAAAUAUUUAAUUCAUAUUAUCGUAGCAACAACAUAGCUAGACGAGUGAAACGCUCUUAUUUUUUAGUUCACCUGUUCAACUCACCUCGCAACAUAAUGAUUUUGGGAAGAUCAUGCAAACAUACUUGUACUACUCACAACUAG